ACUAUGUCGACAUAACAGAGAGGCAAAUUAAACCAAAUUAGUUUCUGCUCAAGUCUUUGCGGCCAGGCUACCUUAAACUCGCCGUAUAUUAACCGGGAAAUUAACUUCGGUAUUAUUCGGAGUCCUUAAACAUGAGUCGGCCGUCGAUCAACGUCAGUGUCAUGACCCGGAAGGUCGACGUCGACAAUCGAAUACCACUUCGCAAUUACUAUCGGAUCGCGGAUAAUAUACUCCGGCAGGCAAAUAUCUACCGGGGAGAGAAGAACAUUAUUGAUUUGUAUAUAAUGCUGCUUAGAUAUUCCAGUUUGUUGACUGAAACUAUACCCUGCCAUCGAGAUUACCUGGCUCUGUAUCCAAAAGAAAGAACAUCUUCAAGAAAGACACUUUUAAGAGUGCUAGAUGAGCUAGAGGCUCUAAAGCCAACGUUCCUACGUCAAGUGAAUGAACUGGAAAAACGUCAAGUGACAGCUCAACCUUAUCAACUUGAGUGUUCCGAAAUUACUCCAACUGUAUCAUCAAGGAAUUCUUUAGGGCGGCCCGCAUUGGACAAUAAAGCAUCUUCAGGCUAUGACAAUAAGUGGUUUAUCGCCAUCCUCCUCAUGCUCCCUACCUUCAUAAUGGAUGAAUCACAGGCUGUCAGCAGCACAACUUCUUCAUGGAAGCAGAACAAUGAUCACCCUCAAGUUUCAUCAUUGAAUUCCAUAGACUUGCAGUUCCAAAAGCUAUCUCUCUCUUUACCUCUUCCAAAGCAAGAAACACUGUCAAGGCACUCCCUUUUAGGCCCAAAUGGUCUUCAUGGCCAAUGGCAUGGACCUAGUGCUGAGAUAAAGGUGAACUAUCCAACCAAUACUUAUUUGGAUUCAGAUGAUAUGUCAAGCCUUAAACAGGUUGGACACUAUGAUCCCAUUGCGUUCAAGGAUGCUGACUCAAAAGUGGAUAAUCCUACCAUGGAAUCAGUUCUCUCAUUGGAUGAUGGUAGAUGGUCGCAGCCUACUGAGGAUGCCAGCUCGUUUUAUGAUGAUGUGAGGAAUGAUUAUCUUUCAUCAAAUAUUAUUCAUCAACCUUCUCCCCCUCCUGUCCUUGCCCAAGUGCAACAAGAGUAUCGGCCAAUUUCUCCCUCCAGAGUUGCUGAUCCAAGACCUGGGCCAGUUAAACCCCAGGAUGGGAUGACUGGUUCUAAUGCUUAUCAACAUCUGCAUAUUCCAGUGAAGAUGAUGGACGAUUUCUUGAGGUUAGCACGAGCUAAUACAGCAAAAAACUUAGAAACAUGUGGUGUUCUUGCUGGUUCACUGAAGAACAGAGUAUUUCAAAUCACUAACCUUAUAAUUCCAAAGCAAGAAUCAACAUCAGAUUCAUGCCAGACAUUGAAUGAAGAAGAAAUAUUUGAGGUUCAGGACAAACUUUCUCUUUUUCCUCUUGGAUGGAUUCAUACCCAUCCAUCUCAAACAUGUUUUAUGUCAUCAGUUGAUCUGCACACACAUUACUCCUAUCAGAUUAUGUUGCCAGAGGCAAUUGCAAUCGUCAUGGCUCCUACCGAUGAAUCCAGUCCUCAUGGUAUCUUUCAUUUGUCUGAUCCCGGUGGUGUAUCCGUAAUUCGAAACUGUCAACAGCGCGGUUUCCACCCGCAUGAAGAAGCUGAAGAUGGAAGCCCCAUCUAUGAACACUGUUCUCAUGUGUAUAUGAAUGCAAACUUGAAGUUUGAUGUAGUAGAUCUUCGAUGACUUUGCAAUUUUGUUUAUCAUUAUCUGAAGCUUAGGAGAACCUAGCUUGUACAGCUUUUAUUCGCACAAUAUGCUGUCAGCCUAUACUAUUACAUUUUUUGUAAAUUUUUACUCAUGCAAGAUUGGUAGAGUUGGGGUAUUGAAUUUGUUUUUUCUCCAUAUUGUGUCAACAAUCCUGAAUGCUAUGGGUAUUAAUUUGAGAUUUAAUA
Molecule: messenger RNA, 1930 nt
Organism: Ipomoea nil (Japanese morning glory)
Lineage: Eukaryota; Viridiplantae; Streptophyta; Magnoliopsida; Solanales; Convolvulaceae
Product: AMSH-like ubiquitin thioesterase 3
Exons: 14
Coding region: 132-1721 (529 amino acids)
Biological process (GO): protein K48-linked deubiquitination; protein K63-linked deubiquitination
Cellular component (GO): membrane; endosome
Molecular function (GO): metal-dependent deubiquitinase activity; protein binding; K63-linked deubiquitinase activity
Source: RefSeq, a predicted model, not a curated record